AAAGACAAAAAUGGAUACGCUGACGGAUUUGGCUAUACUGGUCAAGACGAACGUUUGUUGAUGGAGGCAUCAUCUGGUGGCUUGGAGAAAAAUGUUGAUCAUACUCUUGGUGAUUCGUUGAAACUGUUGGAAAAUUUAACAGCAAUUUUAAACACAUACCGUUCAAAAUACCUCAAUAGCAAUAAGACAACAUUUUCAAGACUAAACGUAUUUGGUAUUCAGUGCAUUAAGACAACAAUUACACUUAUGUCUGUCUCGGGAUCUGGUGACGGAAACAUUUUGUACCAAACACCACGCACUUCUCAAAUCCCAACUACAUUCGAUAAACGUCAU
Messenger RNA from Mucor mucedo, 333 nucleotides. RefSeq lists its product as uncharacterized. The record is from RefSeq and is a predicted model, not a curated record. Lineage: Eukaryota; Fungi; Mucoromycota; Mucoromycetes; Mucorales; Mucoraceae. The transcript has a single exon. The annotation marks the transcript as partial.